Molecule: messenger RNA, 6968 nt
Organism: Mugil cephalus (flathead mullet)
Lineage: Eukaryota; Metazoa; Chordata; Actinopteri; Mugiliformes; Mugilidae
Product: dihydropyridine-sensitive L-type skeletal muscle calcium channel subunit alpha-1-like
Exons: 45
Coding region: 238-5787 (1849 amino acids)
Biological process (GO): calcium ion import across plasma membrane
Cellular component (GO): voltage-gated calcium channel complex; membrane
Molecular function (GO): calcium ion binding; high voltage-gated calcium channel activity
Source: RefSeq, a predicted model, not a curated record
GCUUUUUCUGUCAGAGGUCCUAAGUCGGGAGGAGAGGCCCGUGGCUCUGCGUCAGGGAGACUGAGGCAGAGGGAGAGUGGAAGAGGGGAGAGAGGCCGGCGGGGGAGCCCACGCGUUAUCGGCCGAUCUGGAAAACUAGGAGCCUUCACAAAGGGGAGCUAUCCUGUACCUGGGAUUUUACCGUGAGAGGUUGCAUUUCUCUGGGAUCGGGACCUUGUUUCAGGUGGAGGCUCCAAGAUGGCGGCCAACGCAGAUGCGGCCAAGCCGGUCAUCAUGAAUGAAGAGGAGCUGAAGAGGAAGCAGCGGGAGAAGCUCAAGAAGCUACAGGCCACUGGGGGCAACCCUCGACCUGCGAGAACCCUCUUCCUCUUCGGCCUCAAAAAUCCCUUCCGCAAGGCCUGCACCAACAUUGUGGAGUGGAAAACCUUUGAGAUCAUCAUCUUACUGACCAUCUUUGCCAACUGUAUUGCCUUGGCCGUGUUCCUGCCCAUGCCCGAAGAAGACAGCAAUAACACCAACACAAGUUUGGAGAGCCUGGAGUCCAUCUUCCUGAUCAUCUUCACGUUAGAGUGCUUUCUGAAGAUAAUAGCGUACGGCCUCGUGUUCCAUGAAGGGGCCUAUUUACGGAACUGCUGGAACAUCUUGGACUUUGUGAUCGUCUUCAUGGGUCUCUUCACCUUUGCUUUGGAUACCAUAAAUACGAUAUCUGGUGUGCCACUGGAGAAGGGCGGGGGUUUUGAUAUGAAGGCACUAAGAGCCUUCAGAGUGCUGAGACCCCUACGUCUCGUUUCUGGAGUUCCCAGCCUACAGGUGGUGAUGAACUCCAUCCUCAAAGCCAUGCUGCCUCUGCUGCACAUCGCCCUGCUGGUCUUCUUGCUCGUCACCAUCUAUGCCAUCAUGGGACUCGAGCUCUUCAAGUGCAAAAUGCAUAAGACCUGCUAUUACACCGGCACAAAGAUCUACGCCACAGCAGAGUGGGAGCUUCCCGCCCCCUGCGCUCAGGCUGGUAAUGGACGCCGCUGCCUCAUUAACGGCUCUGAGUGUCAGCCGGGCUGGGAGGGUCCUAACAAUGGCAUCACCCACUUUGACAACAUCGGCUUUGCAAUGCUUACAGUGUACCAGUGUAUCACCAUGGAGGGAUGGACCAAAGUGCUUUACUGGGUUAAUGACGCCAUAGGAAAUGAAUGGCCGUGGCUCUAUUUUGUUCCUCUCAUUCUGGUGGGUUCCUUCUUCGUGCUCAAUCUGGUUCUGGGUGUGCUCAGUGGAGAGUUUACCAAAGAGCGAGAGAAGGCCCGGUCACGUGGAGAGUUCCAGAAGCUGCGAGAGCGUCAGCAGCUGGACGAGGACCUUCAUGGCUACAUGGAGUGGAUCACUCACGCUGAGGUCCUGGAUGCCGACAGGGAGGGCAAAGGUCUGCUGCCUUUGACCAGCGGAGACUCCGACACAGACAGCCUGUAUGACCUGGAAGGCAAGAGUCAGAUCAUCUACUACUACCGCCUGGCCCGUCGCUGGAACCGUUUCUUUAGGAUGAAGUGCCUGGUGUAUGUGAAGACCAAUAGCUUUUACUGGCUGGUGAUGUUCCUUGUCUUUCUCAACACUCUGACCAUCGCCACAGAGCACCACCACCAGCCUGAAUCGCUGACUUCCCUUCAAGACGUGGCCAGUCGUGUUCUGCUGGUGCUCUUUGUCCUUGAGAUGUUUGUGAAGAUGUACGCUUUGGGACCCAGAGCAUAUUUCAUGUCCCUGUUUAACCGCUUCGACUUCUUCGUGGUGCUGUGUGGUAUCUUGGAGAUGAUCAUGUUGUCUGCAGGAGCCGUGGCUCCCUUGGGUUUCUCUGUACUCAGGUGUAUCCGGUUGCUGAGGAUCCUCAAAGUCACAAAGUACUGGACCUCUCUAAGUAACCUUGUGGCCUCUCUCCUUAACUCCGUUCGCUCUAUUGCCUCCCUGCUCCUCCUCCUCUUCCUCUUCAUCGUCAUCUUCUCACUCCUGGGCAUGCAGGUGUUUGGGGGGAAAUUUAACUUUGCCGACCAAAGACCCAAACGGAGUAACUUUGACAACUUCCCCCAGGCUCUGAUCAGUGUGUUUCAGAUCCUCACAGGAGAGGAGUGGACCUCCAUCAUGUAUAAUGGCAUAAUGGCCUACGGAGGGCCUCAAAUCCCUGGCAUCCUGGUCGCCAUCUACUUUAUCAUCCUUUUCGUCUGUGGAAACUAUAUCCUCCUCAAUGUCUUCUUGGCCAUCGCCGUCGACAACCUGGCAGAGGCUGAGAGUCUGACUUCUGCUCAGAAAGAAAAGGCAGAGGAGAAAUUAAGGAGGAAGCUGCUAAGGUCUAAAAUGCCUGACAAGACUGAUGAGGAGAGGGAGAGGAUAUCUAAGAAAUUGGCAGAGCAAAGGGCCAAGUUGGAGGGCAUGCCCACCACAGCCAAGCUCAAAAUUGAUGAGUUUGAAUCCAAUGUCAAUGAAGUUAAAGAUCCGUUUCCACCUGCUGACUUCCCAGGUGAUGACGAGGAGGUCGAGCCCGAAAUCCCCAUCAGCCCCCGGCCCCGACCUAUGGCCGACCUGCAGCUGAAGGAAGAAGCAGUUCCGCUGCCUGAAGCCAGCUCCUUUUACAUUUUUGGACCUCAGAACAAGUUCCGCAAGCUGUGCUACAAGAUCAUCAAUGCUUCGUCCUUCACCAACUUAAUCCUCCUCUUCAUCCUGCUCUCCUCCAUCUCGCUGGCAGCUGAGGACCCCAUUGAUCCCAAGUCCUACAGAAACCAGAUCUUGGCCUAUGCUGACAUUGUCUUCACAACCGUGUUCACCAUUGAGAUUGUGCUGAAGAUGACAGUGUACGGAGCGUUCAUGCACAAAGGCUCUUUCUGCCGUAACUCUUUCAACAUCCUGGAUCUGAUUGUGGUUGGAGUGUCUCUCCUGUCAAUGGGAAUGGAGUCCAGCGCCAUCUCUGUGGUGAAGAUUCUCAGGGUGCUGAGGGUGCUGAGGCCUCUCCGAGCCAUCAACAGAGCCAAAGGGUUAAAGCACGUGGUCCAGUGCGUGUUUGUGGCCAUCAAAACUAUUGGCAACAUCGUCCUGGUCACCAUGCUGCUCAAUUUCAUGUUUGCCUGCAUAGGAGUCCAACUCUUCAAGGGUAAAUUCUACAGCUGCACAGACCCGACCAAAAUGACCGAGGAGGAAUGCCGGGGAAAUUUCAUUAAGCACAUAGAAAAUUCCCUGCAAGACACAGUGGUGGCUGAAAGACAAUGGAUCAACAACGACUUCAACUUUGACAACAUCCUCUACGGGAUGCUGGCUCUCUUCACUGUUUCAACAUUUGAGGGCUGGCCAAAACUCUUAUACAGAGCCAUAGAUUCAGAUGAAGAAGAUAUGGGCCCGGCGUUUAACAAACGCGUCGACGUGUCCAUCUUCUUCAUCAUCUACAUCAUCCUCAUCGCCUUCUUUAUGAUGAACAUCUUUGUGGGCUUCGUCAUCGUCACCUUCCAGGAGCAAGGCGAGCAGGAGUACAAGAACUGUGAGCUGGACAAGAACCAGCGUCAGUGUGUGCAGUACGCGCUGAAGGCUCGUCCUCUGAGGUGUUACAUUCCCAAAAACCCUUACCAGUACAGAGUCUGGUACAUCGUCACCUCCUGCUACUUUGAGUACCUCAUGUUCUUCCUAAUUAUGCUUAACACCUUGUGUCUGGGGAUGCAGCACUGCAACCAGUCGGACCACGUCACAAAGCUGUCGGACAUGCUCAACUUGAUCUUCACCGUGCUCUUCACCGUGGAGAUGAUUCUCAAGCUCAUGGCCUUCAAAGCCAGGGGCUACUUCGGGGACCCCUGGAACGUCUUUGACUUCAUCAUCGUCAUCGGCAGCGUUGUGGACGUCAUCCUGAGUGAAGUCGAUACUGCCCUGGCCUCCAGUGGAGGACUGUACUGUCUCCAUGGCUGCGCUGAGACGAAUCCAAUGCAAGUAAUUGCGGCCUCUGAAAACGCCUCCGUUUCCAUCACCUUCUUCCGACUCUUCCGUGUCAUGCGUCUGGUCAAAUUGCUGAACCGUUCGGAGGGCAUCCGUAACCUACUGUGGACCUUCAUCAAGUCUUUCCAGGCUCUCCCUCAUGUAGCUCUGCUCAUUGUGAUGCUCUUCUUUAUUUACGCUGUCAUCGGGAUGCAGAUCUUCGGUAAGGUAGCCUUGGUGGACGGCACUCAAAUCAACCGCAACAACAACUUCCAGACAUUCCCUCAGGCUGUUCUGAUGUUAUUCCGAUGUGCUACUGGAGAGGCUUGGCAGGAGGUCAUGAUGGCCUCAAUGUAUGGGAAGAAGUGUGACCCCAAGUCCGACUUCCUGCCAGGAGAAGAAUACACUUGCGGGUCCAACUUUGCCGUCUUCUACUUCCUCAGCUUCUACUGUCUCUGUGCCUUCCUGAUCCUCAACCUGUUUGUUGCCGUCAUCAUGGACAACUUUGAUUACCUGACCCGUGAUUGGUCUCUACUUGGUCCACACCAUCUGGAUGAGUUUAAGAAGAUCUGGGCUGAAUAUGACCCUGAAGCCACGGGGAGAAUCAAACAUCUGGAUGUGGUGACACUGCUGCGGCGUAUUCAGCCUCCACUGGGAUUUGGCAAGUUCUGUCCUCAUCGUGCUGCAUGCAAGCGCCUGGUUGGUAUGAACAUGCCUCUCAACAGUGACGGCACCGUCACCUUCAAUGCCACCCUGUUCGCUCUGGUCAGGACUGCACUCAAAAUCAAAACGGAGGGCAACUUUGAGCAGGCCAACGAGGAGCUGAGGGCCAUCAUAAAGCAAAUCUGGAAACGCACCAGUAUGAAGCUGCUGGACCAGGUCAUCCCCCCUAUAGGAGAUGAUGAAGUGACUGUGGGGAAAUUCUACGCCACCUUCCUGCUCCAAGAUCAUUUCCGCAAGUUCCUGAAGCGCCAGGAGGAGUACUAUGGCUAUCGGCCAACUAAGAAGAACGCCUCAGGCCCAGAAAUCCAGGCGGGUCUGAGGAGUAUAGAGGAAGAGGCAGCUCCAGAGAUGCACAGGGCCAUUUCAGGAGACCUGCAGAAUGAUGAUGAAAUGGACAGAGCUAUGGAAGAGGCUGGAGAAGAAGGCAUUUACCAGCGCUCACACGGCCUGUUUGGUAACCGGGUGGAGUCGUUCUCCGCUGAGCCCGACAGCGCCCAGUCCGCGCAGCAGAUGACCCACCAGCGGCCCCUCAAGUUCUCCGAGAGCCAGCCUGAGUCUCCACCCAACUCCGCCGGCUUGGUGUCCACCACCGAAUUCUUCCCCACAUCCGCGCCAAGGAGCAACACGAACAACAACGCCUUUGCAGAGUUUUCAUUCGAAAGAGAAGGCAGUCCUGUGGAGUUUUACAAUCCCAGUGAGGACGUAGACCCAGACAACAUACGCUCCUGGAACUUCACAGUGAGAACGGACAAAUCACAGUUCCCUUAUGACCCUUAUGACUACGAUGACAGGCAGAGUCAGAGCUCCCACACUGCAGCCGACCAGCUCAUCCAGGAGGCUCUAGCUGAGGGCGGUCUAGCGUCCAUGGCCAGAGACCCGGGCUUCGUCUCUGUAACCAAGAAGGAGAUGGCCGAUGCCAUGCACAUCCCCGUCCAUGAGAUGGAAGGGGUGGCUCGGGGCAUCCUCAACGAGCGCUCCGGCAGCGUCGCCCCCGCCAAAAAGAGACGCCCCGUCCCCGUCCCCCCUUCUGUCCCCGCCGUGGCACAGGAAACCCGCCAGCCAGAACCGGCCGCGAGGAGAAAGAGGCGCCCAAUUCCCCUGAUUCCCUCGCGACAGGAGGCCGACUCGGAAGUUUAGAGGCUGUCAGUCGGGUUUAUAUGGUUAAGCAUAUGGUUUUAUACACUGUUCAUGGCUCCAACUCACAUCAACUUACCAAGCUUGUUGCCCCUUUGGCAGUAUGUGCCUGUCAGCCUGGCUUAAAGGCUUGAAGACAGUUUGGAUUUAAUAUAUUGUCAAGUGUGGUUGAAACGUAACCGACGAGAAUCUGAUACUGGAACAUCUCAUUCUUCAGAUUUAUUGAACCAAUAAAAACAGUGACUUAUCUCAGAGUGGACAGACUGACGCACUUCUUUCUUUGUAGCGUUUGUUGAGGUUAUCCAUUCCGCAGACUUAUGGGACAACCAUGUGAGUGAGCUGAGUGUCUUACUGACGCCUCACGGAAGGAGGUAAGAUUGUGACUGACAUGUCGAAAGCGACUCGGUGUAUUCAGAAAAGAAUCGAGCAGCGUCUUCAACGCGCUGCUCGUCGCCGAGGACGGAGGGAAAAGACUUUGUGGAACCAAUGAUUGUCUUUGACCCAGACAGUUAUUAAUCAACUGUUCUUAAUGGGGCUCUGGUGUUGACAUUGAAAGUUGAAGGAUUGUUAUUUCAUUUAUUUGCUAAAGCAGUGUCCGUCACUGCCUUUUAAUACUGAGGUUAACCAAGUCUUGAUCUAACCGCUGGUGUUGUACAGACUUGGUAUCAGCAGUUUGACUUUUAGAGAGGAAAUCUUGUUUUUGGGGAGGAACGUUUAGUCUAUACGAUAAUUGUGUAGCUGUAAUAAAUUAUUUGUUCCAUUUGAAUUUGUGCUGUAGUAAAGCAGACAAUGCAUAUGAUUUUCAAAACCACUGCUACAGGGUUUAUUACAUUUACAUGUACUAGUGAUCCCUGGGCCUUGGUAGUAGUUUAAUACAGAUAAGGUUUCUUCAGCAUACCUGGUGUAUGGUUUAUUUAGCUUAGAAUAUUAGAAUAAUUGCACUCGUUUCAUGUUUUGCGCCUAGAUGCCGACACAGACAGGCCUUCCAGAGGAUCAUUAUUUUCUUUUCUUUUUUUAUUUUUACAUUUACCCUUUGAUCAGCCUGUGUCCGGUUGUCAUGCGUACUUUAUGUUUCAAGGUUUUGGAGAUACUGCUACUUUGAGUGAACCUCAGUUCUGAAUCUGUGCCGUUACGGUUGAUGUUUUCACCACUGGCAAAAGAAAUAAAUCGUCCAAAACAUUUAA